AUGGCACACACGUACACGAAGAACCUUCCACGAUUGAUUACGACAUUCUGCGAUGCGCCCCGACCCGAGUCAAUGUUCUUGUCCAACGAGUUCUGGGAAGCUGUUUAUCUGGACCCCGGCGAUUCUCUGGACAACAUGAGCAUGUAUUGCUGCAAUGACGAGCAUCCAUACUACGACGUCGAAUUCAACGCAUUCGACGAGACCGGCGACCUCGAAGACCAGGAGCUGGAAGCCUAUACAGGCUCGCAAUAUCCGGGCAGCAGUGACCAGAUCCAGAGCGCAGGCACAAGCCCAAUUACUCCAGCAAUCGUCGUAUCGCAGGACGGUACUUAUAGUGCCUCCGGGACAGAUUCUCCACGAUCAGUCGCGUCGUCCUUGGUUUGUCAUGGCGGACUUGAAUUCCAACCAGAAUCUCCAUGGCCACUGUCGCCGAAAGAGCCGUGCAAGCCUGCGACAAGCACACCACCGCGCGAACAACAUCCAAACGAGGACAGAUCGCCAUCACACAUCACGUUGGCCUCCUCAUUGAUACAAGCACUUAUGCGACUCUGUCGGGCCCCAACAAAUCCCUCCACUCCAGACUCGAUCGCGCCGGAUCAGGGGUCAGCUGUCUCUGAGUUUCCAUUGGACUCGAGCUGGACACAACAAGACGUGAGUUUAGAUGAUCAGCGACCGAUUGGCAUUUUCGGCCUUUCUCCGGUCUUCAGAUUGGGGGAGACUGCGGCCAGUUAUGGCCAGGCGUUCUCAGCAAUGGCUGGCGGCUCUUUACAGCUUCACAUGAAUGAGAUCUUGCAGCACGGCUCGGGGCAUAGUCCAAUCUGGGACCCCCGAGAGUCACUGGGGCGCGGUACAUAG
Neohortaea acidophila is the source of this 855-nucleotide messenger RNA. RefSeq lists its product as uncharacterized. The coding region runs from base 1 to 855 and encodes 284 amino acids. NCBI's taxonomy places the organism in Eukaryota, Fungi, Ascomycota, Dothideomycetes, Mycosphaerellales, Teratosphaeriaceae. The transcript has a single exon. The record is from RefSeq and is a predicted model, not a curated record.